This is a messenger RNA of Epinephelus lanceolatus (giant grouper), 497 nucleotides long. NCBI's taxonomy places the organism in Eukaryota, Metazoa, Chordata, Actinopteri, Perciformes, Serranidae. The record is from RefSeq and is a predicted model, not a curated record.
GGAUCAUGGCAGAAGUAGAGACAGCUCCGGCUCCGGCUCCAGCUCCAGCCGCCGCCCCUGCGGCCAAACCAGGCAAGAAGGCGACUUCUAAACACAAAUCCAAACCGAAGUCCAGCCCCACCGUCAGUGAUCUCAUCUGCAAAGCUGUGGGUGAGUCCAAGGAGAGGGGUGGCAUGUCUUUGGCUGCCAUCAAGAAGUACCUGAAUGCAACCGGAUACAAUGUGGAGAAGAACAACACCCGGGUCAAGACUGCCCUCAGGAAUCUGGUGGCGAAGGGGAUUCUGGUCCACGUUAAGGGGAACGGGGCCUCCGGUUCCUUCAAGCUAGGCAAAAAGGCCGAACCCAAGAAGUCAGGGAAGGGAUCCGCUGCUUCAGGCAGUAAGCCCAAACCAAACAAGCCCAAGACAGCAGCCUCAAAGCCCAAGACAGCGGCCUCAAAGCCCAAGACAGCGGCCUCAAAGNGGGCCAAAUGGCCCGUGGCCCUUGCUAAUUUCUGA